This is a messenger RNA of Cyphellophora europaea CBS 101466, 912 nucleotides long. Its product is annotated as prohibitin-2. Gene Ontology annotation, cellular component: mitochondrion; membrane. The transcript is spliced from 4 exons. Gene Ontology annotation, biological process: mitochondrion organization. The record is from RefSeq and is a predicted model, not a curated record. Bases 1 to 912 code for a protein of 303 amino acids. Lineage: Eukaryota; Fungi; Ascomycota; Eurotiomycetes; Chaetothyriales; Cyphellophoraceae.
AUGGAUCCAAGAGAACAGUUCGAAAGACUGCAGCGAAAUCUGCAAGCUCGCGGCCGCGGCUUUGGCGGCGGCGCUGCUGGUCCUGGCGGACGUGCUUUUGGCGGACUGCUACUUCUAGGCGCCGCGGGAAUUGUUCUUUCAAAUUCUCUGUUCAAUGUUGACGGUGGCCACCGAGCUAUCAAAUACACCAGGCUUGGGGGUGUUAAACCCGACAUCUAUAGCGAAGGCACACACAUCCGGAUACCCUGGUUUGAGACCCCGAUCGACUACGACGUGCGCGCCCGUCCCAGAAUCGUUUCAUCUCUCACUGGUACAAAAGAUCUGCAGAUGGUGAACAUCUCCUGUAGAGUUCUAUCUCGGCCCAACGUCCCGAACCUUGCCCAGAUUUACCGAACCCUCGGACAAGAUUACGACGAGCGCGUUCUUCCCUCCAUUGUCAAUGAGGUUCUUAAGGCUGUUGUCGCCCAAUUCAACGCCAGUCAACUCAUUACUCAGCGUGAGAGCGUUGCGCGGUUGGUGCGCGAGAAUCUCUCGCGCCGUGCCGCUCGCUUCAACAUUCUCCUAGACGACGUAUCUCUGACUCAUCUCGCCUUCUCUCCCGAGUUUACUGCGGCUGUCGAAGCGAAGCAGGUUGCUCAACAAGAAGCCCAGCGUGCUGCGUUCGUGGUCGAUCGCGCAAGACAAGAGAAGCAAGCGACGGUCGUUCGGGCCCAGGGUGAGGCUCGUUCAGCUGAGCUCGUCGGUGAGGCGAUCAAGAAGUCGCGAAGUUACCUGGAUCUCAGGAAAAUUGAGAAUGCCCGACAGAUCUCGACGAUCCUGGCCGAAAGCGGAGGCAAGAACAAGUUAUACCUCGACUCCGAGGGUCUCAGCUUGAACGUGUAUGAUAGGGCGGACAGGGCCAGCCCCAAGUAA